Molecule: messenger RNA, 5324 nt
Organism: Chlorella variabilis
Lineage: Eukaryota; Viridiplantae; Chlorophyta; Trebouxiophyceae; Chlorellales; Chlorellaceae
Exons: 19
Coding region: 122-5155 (1677 amino acids)
Biological process (GO): vesicle transport along actin filament; actin filament organization
Cellular component (GO): vesicle; actin cytoskeleton; cytoplasm
Molecular function (GO): microfilament motor activity; ATP binding; actin filament binding
Source: RefSeq, a predicted model, not a curated record
CGGCAGGCGCCGCCUGGCAGCAUUGUGAGCAAGCGAAACGCGUUCGAUCAAUCGUGCCAUUUGAAGCUGUGGCACAUGGUUGUUGCCUGAGCCCUUCAGCCCCCCCAGCAGCACCGGUAGCAUGGGAAAGGGCAGCAGCUCGGAGCCAGAGGGCUCCGCGCUGCACACGGUCGGCUCCAGAGUCUGGCUAUGGCGACAGGACGGGGGCAGCGGAGACUGGCUACGCGGCGAGGUGGUGGCAAUGGCUGGGCCCCGCCUUAGGGUGCGGCUGGAGGAUGGGGACGAGCGAGAGUGCGCGGCCAGCGACAUCCCGCUCCAGAACAGCUCCGCGGCGGGCGUGGAGGACAUGACCACCAUGUCGUACCUGAACGAGCCCAGCGUGCUGUGGAACCUCAAGGUGCGGUACCAGACGGACGACAUCUACACCUACACCGGCUCCAUCCUCAUCGCGGUCAACCCCUUUGCACCCAUGCCGCACAUCUACGGCCUGCACAUGAUGGAGCAGUACCGCGGACUGAAUCUGGGGGAGCUCAGCCCCCACGUGUAUGCCAUCGCCGAUGAAUCAUACCGCCAGAUGCGCAAGGAGGGCAAGAGCCAGUCCAUCCUGGUCAGCGGCGAGUCGGGGGCGGGCAAGACAGAGACCAGCAAGCUGCUGAUGCAGUACCUGGCUUGGAUGGGCGGGUACAAGGACGGCAGCGCGGGGCGGGGGGCGGGCGGGCGCAGCGUGGAGCAGCAGGUGCUGGAGAGCAACCCGCUGCUGGAGGCGUUUGGCAACGCCAAGACGGUGCGCAAUGACAAUUCCUCGCGCUUUGGAAAGUUCACAGAGAUCCAGUUCAAUGCUGCGGGUAGGAUCUCAGGCGCCGCCAUCCGCACCUACCUUCUGGAGCGGUCUCGUGUGGUCAACAUCAACGACCCCGAGCGCAAUUACCAUGUGUUCUACCAAUUAUGUGACGGCGCCAGCGAGGCGGAGUGUGCUACGCUGCGCCUCAAGCCCGCCAAGCAGUUUCGCUACUUGAGCCAGAGCGGCUGCUUCGACCUGAAGGGGGUCAGCAAUGCGGAGGAGUACCGGCGCACGCGGCGCUCCAUGAGCGUGGUGGGCAUCCCGGAGGCAGAGCAGGAUGCCGUCUUCCGCACCGUUGCCGCCGUGCUGCACCUGGGCAACGUGGCAUUUGUGGAGGCGGCUGCCGACGGUGCCGACGCGUCAGCGGUGGACCCCGCGACCGAGGAGCACCUGGCGGCAGCUGCCCACCUCCUUGGCGUGGAUGCCGAGGGGCUGCGCAAGGCGCUGACCACACGCACGCGGCAGACGCCCGAUGGCGCCAUUGUGAGCCCCAUCGACGUUAAGGCGGCGGAGGACAACCGCGACUCGCUGUCCAAGACCACCUACUCGCGCAUGUUUGACUGGCUGGUGGAGAAGAUCAACACAUCCAUCGGCCAGGACACCAACGCCACCAGCCUCAUCGGCGUGCUGGACAUCUACGGCUUCGAGCAGUUCCAGGAAAACGAUUUUGAGCAGUUCUGCAUCAACCUGGCGAACGAGAAGCUUCAGCAGCAUUUCAAUCAGCACGUUUUCAAGAUGGAGCAGGCGGAGUAUGAGCGUGAGGCGAUCGAGUGGAGCUACAUCGAGUUCGUGGACAACCAGGAUGUGCUGGACCUGAUUGAGGCGCGCAUGGGCAUUCUGGACCUGCUGGACGAGUCCUGCCGCUUCCCAAAGGCCACCCACGAGGACUAUGCCAAUAAGCUGUAUGGCGCGCCCAGCGUGGCCGACAGCAAGCGCUUCUCGAAGCCCAAGCUGUCGCGCACCGACUUCACCAUUGACCACUACGCAGGCGCGGUCACCUACAAGACUGACAACUUCUUGACCAAGAACCGUGACUUUGUGGUGGCGGAGCACCAGGCGCUGCUGGGCGCCAGCCAGCACCCCUUUGUGUGUGCGCUGUUCCCCGCUGACCCCGACGAGGGCAAGGCGGCGGCAGGCGGGCGUGGUGGCACUCAGUCCAGCUACAAGUUUGCUAGCGUGGGCAGCCGAUUCAAGCGCCAGCUGGGCGACCUGAUGGAGGCGCUGCACCGCAUGGAGCCGCACUACAUCCGCUGCAUCAAGCCCAACUCCUUCAACCGUCCCAUGGCCUUUGAGAACAUGAAUGUGCUGCACCAGCUGCGGUGCGGCGGCGUGCUGGAGGCUGUGCGCAUCUCGUGUGCGGGCUACCCCACCAAGAUGCCCUUCCUGGACUUCAUCGACCACUUUUGGAUGCUGGGCCUGGACUCGCCGCAGCAGCUGGACGAUGCCGGCUUUGUGCGCCUCAUCCUGCGCCGUGUGCUGUGCGAGGAGGGCUGGCAGCUGGGCAAGUCCAAGGUGUUCCUGCGUGCGGGCAAGAUGGCUGAGCUGGACAAGCGCAAGACCGAGGUCCAGCACGCGGCUGCCAGCGCCAUCCAGCGCAAUGUGCGCGGCUACCUGGCGCGCAAGCACUAUGCCGCCUCCCGCGCCGCGGUCAUCACGAUGCAGGCAGCAGCACGUGGCAUGGCGGCGCGCUCGCUGGCGCGUAGCCUGCGCCGCCAGAAGGCCGCCACCCUCAUCCAGGCCUUUGUGCGGCGCUGGCAGGCACGGCAGCGCUUUGUGGCGGCAGUGCGCGCGGCCGUGGUGGUGCAGGCUGCCUACCGCGGCUGGCGGGCGCGGCUGCACACACGCGACGUCAAGCAGCACCGCGCAGCUCUGGUCAUCCAGAGCCAGUGGCGGCGGCACCGUGCACAGUCGUCGUACCUGCGGUACCGCAGCGGCGUGGUGGUGGCGCAGAGCCUGUGGCGUUCCAAGUGCGCGCGGCGGGAGCUGCGGCGGCGGCGCACCGAGGCACGCGAGGCGGGCAAGCUCAUGCAGGACAAGCAGGCCCUGGAGGUCAAGCUGCGGGAGGUUCAAAACGUGCUGGAGGCCGUGCAGAACCAGCGCAACGAUUUGCGGCAGCAGUACAGGGAGGAGAAGUCGCAGCGCGAGGUGGCCGAAGCACGGGCAACGGAGCUGCAGCGUGCCAUGGAGACACAGGUGGCACAGGCCGCAGCAGUUGGUGCGGCGGCGGCAGCGGCCGAGGUGGCGAAGCGGCAGGCGGUGGAGGCGGAGCUGGCGGCUGCGCGGCAGCAGGUGGCGGCCAGCGCGGAGAGCGCGGCGGAGGCCCAUCGGCAGCUUGCAGCAGAGGCGGUGGAGCUCCAGGGCAAGCUCACAUCGCUGGAGCGGCAGAAGGCGGAGGCCGAGAUCAAGGCACAGGCGGAGCGGCAGGACCUCCUCAACCGCCUCAACAACGCUGUGGCUCAGCGGAACGCGGCACGCGAGGAGGCACUGAUGCUGGAGGCGAAGUUGAAGCAGAUGCAGGACGAUGUGGAGGCAGGGCGGUUGCUGCCCGCGGCGGGCGCGGCGGCGGUCAGCGCGGCGGCGGCAGCGGGCAUGGUCACGCCGCCGCCUGGUGGCACGCCAGGCACCGACGAGGGCAUGAUGGACCGCAUGCGGCGCUUCAUGCAGCAGAUCCCCGGCAGCUCGCCUGUGCGGGAGGGCGCCACGCCUCAGGCCACCUCCAUGGGUGGGUUCCUGCCCUGCUGUACCUUACCAACCGCUCUCUUCUUGCUCCCUGCCUGCCUUUCGGCUGCCAUACGCACCCUUAACCCUCACCUCCACACACCUGCAGGCCGCGUGGAGGGCCCUCCCUCCACCGAGCCACUGUCGGAGAUGGACCGGCGGCAGCGCGAGCUGUACGCCAAGCAGCAGCAGCUGCUGCGUGAGCAGCGCACCGCGGACCAGGAGAAGCUGCUGGCGGCCAUCGGCGAGAACCUGGGCUUCCAGGGCGGGCGCCCUGUGGCGGCGGUGGUCGUCUUCCGCUGCUGCCUGCAGUGGAAGACCUUCCAAGCAGACCGCACGCCGCUGUUCGACCGCAUCAUCGCCACCAUGGGCUCCCAGGUGGAGGUGCACCAGGAGAACAAUGCGUACCUGUCGUACUGGCUGUCCAACACAGUCACGUUGCUCUACCUGAUGCAAAAGAAUGUCAAGCCCGCCAGCGGCGGUGGCUACGCAGCGCGCAUCAAGGCCUCCAGCCAGCAGGUCACGCGCGGCCUGUUUGCCAGCAGCAAGGGCAGCUUCACCUCUUUCUUCACGCGCACUGGGUACGGCGGCGGUUCGCCUGCGGGUGGCGAGGCAUCCAUCCACGGCGGCGCCAUGGGCGGCUUCCGCCAGGUGGAGGCCAAGUACCCUGCGCUGCUGUUCAAGCAGCAGCUGGACGCUUUUGUGCAGAAGAUCUUCCCCAUGCUGCGCGACAACGUGAAGAAGGAGAUCACGCCGCAGCUGGCUGCCUGCAUCCAUGCGCCGCGCCAGGCCGGCGCCCGCGGAGCGCGGCGCACCACCAGCGGCGCCGCCAGUGCAGCGGCGGUGGCGGCAGCAGGCGGCGAGGUGCAGCCGGGCACACCCAGCACGCCCGGCGGCACACGUGGCGCUGCUGCUGGCGGUGACGGCGGGCUGUCUCCACACUGGAGCAACAUCCUGCGGGUGUUUGACACGCUGCUGGCCACGCUGCGGGAGAACCACGUGCCGCCCUUCCUGGUGCAGAAGCUGUUUGAGCAGCUGCUGUCGUUUGUCAACGUGCAGCUGUUCAACCAGCUGCUGCUGCGCCGUGAGUGCUGCUCCUUCUCCAACGGCGAGUACGUCAAGGCGGGGCUCAGCGAGGUGGAGCAGUGGAUCAGCAGCGCGGGAGAGGAGUGGGUGGGCGACUCCUGGAACGCUCUGGCCCAUAUCCGCCAGGCGGUCACCUUCCUUGUCAUCCACCAGAAGCACCGCAAGAGCUUCCGUGAGAUCACCGAGGACCUGUGCAGCAGCCUGUCAGUGCAGCAGCUAUACCGCAUCUCCACCAUGUACUGGGACGACAGAUACAACACGGAGACUGUGAGCCCCGAGGUCCUGCAGCAGAUGAAGUCGGCCAUGCAGGAGAGCAGCAACAGCGCAGCCUCUCACUCCUUCCUGCUGGACGACGACUCCGCCAUCCCCUUCACACACGCAGACGUGGAGCGCAUGGUGGACGACAAGGACCUACUGGGGGAGACGCCGGUGCCCAAGCAGCUCAAGGACCAGCCCUCCUUCUCCUUCCUUCACAAAAAGCUGGAAAUGGCACUGCAGGCAGCCGCUUAACAUUGACUGCCUGACGCCAUCCUUGCUGAGGGGCCUGGGGGCGCACUCACCGCUGUUGGUCCACUUAUUGCUCGAUGUUACCGCACUUGUUGCUCCCUUCUCCUUGACGCCAUUCCGGUUCGCUCCCAUGAGUGCCUUGAGCAUUCUGCUGCUGUAACCCCGUGUGCUA